Molecule: messenger RNA, 2410 nt
Organism: Daldinia vernicosa
Lineage: Eukaryota; Fungi; Ascomycota; Sordariomycetes; Xylariales; Hypoxylaceae
Product: acetyl-CoA synthetase-like protein
Exons: 2
Coding region: 442-2148 (568 amino acids)
Biological process (GO): secondary metabolic process
Molecular function (GO): CoA-ligase activity
Source: RefSeq, a predicted model, not a curated record
CUUACGUUCUGGAGCCAAUGAUAAGGCACCCGUAGCGAAGAAGCCAUGGCCUGCAUCACCACGAGCUAUGGCACCAACGAAGUCAUUAGUUCGGCUCCGUAUCCGCCGCGCCCGAGCAAGCUCUAUAUUAGGUAAUGUGAUUCCUCUUAUACGCUUAUACGUGAAUAUGCAACUCCGUCUUAACCUUAUCUACGUCUGUGAAUCACGACAAAUUGCGAGCUCUAAGUCUUCGUGAUAGUGUCAUUUUGAUUCAAUACAGCUGCCUGAAUCCCCUCUUUUCGGGAUAGUUCGUUCGCGGGGCGACGGAGAGCUGCUACUCCAACACUAUUUCAAGGAAGACACCCGACACUUUUUGACACUCCAUAAGGAAAUCAAUUCGGAUAUUUUAAUCGCUUCCAGCUACGUUUCUUUCUUGUCAUUCUCGCGAUACUUGUUCCCGCCAUGGUUCUUGAAUCAAGAUGGACAGUACCAAUACCGAAUUGCUCGGUACCAAAAUGGGUAUUCGGGUCCUCCUUCGACUCACUCCCAGAUAAUCCCCAAUUUAUUGAUGUUGACCGCCCGGAGACACGUUUCAUCACCCAAUCUGACUUUCGGCUGUGGUCGAAGCGGCUGGCCUUGGGAUUAAUGCGAGCAGGUUUGAAAACUGGCGACCGCGUACUCCUCUUCUCUGGCAACUCGCUCUUCACCCCCGUAGUUUUCAUGGGUAUUCUGAUGGCAGGGGGGGUUUUCACAGGCGCUAACCCUAGCUUUGUCGCUCGGGAACUUGCUUACCAGCUGAACGAUAGCGGCGCUUCGUUUCUAAUUGCAGCCGACGCUAGCAUGGAGAUCGCCAUAGAAGCCGCUGACAAGGCCGGUCUUCCGAGGAGUCGAAUAUAUAGUUUCGACAUAAGCGCUCUUGAUAAGCAACCGGGCAAGGCACGACUCGGGACUCAACAUUGGACUUCUCUCCUCGCCCCUAAGAACGACGCAGUCAAGUUUGACUGGGCUGAACCCGCCGAUGCGAGAACGACAAUAUGUGCUCUUAAUUACAGCUCAGGAACGACAGGUGUGCCGAAAGGCGUCGAAAUCACACAUUAUUCCUAUGUCGCGAACGGCCUCGGGGUUAACUAUAUGGAGCGACUAGAUCCCGAAUAUGACGAAAAGAAGAAACGAUACCGUCGUCUGGGCUUGUUACCAAUGUAUCAUGCAUACGGUCAGACCUUCUUUGUCUGCAAUUUUCCGAAAGAAGGCGUUCCAGUAUAUAUCAUGUCUUCGUUCAAUUUUGAAAAGAUGCUGCAGUGUAUCGAGAAGUUUCGUAUUGACACUCUGAUGGCCGUGCCACCUAUCGUGGUCCUACUUGCCAAAAGUCCUCUUAGCCGCAAAUAUGAUCUCAGCAGCCUCGAGAAUAUAGGCUCUGGUGCCGCACCGCUAGGGGCCGAAGUCAGUGAUGAGGUCACUAAGCUUUGGCCGGACGGUGCUUUGAAUCUCCGUCAGGGAUGGGGCAUGACGGAAUUAACGUGUUCAAGUACAAGUUGGCACCCUAAAACGACCGGCAAAUCCGCAGCCGUGGGCGAAUUAUUGCCAAAUUGCAAAGCGCGUAUCAUGAGAAUCGACGGCUCAGGCGAGGUCACCAAAGCCAACGAGAGGGGCGAGGUAUGGAUUACUGGUCCUACGCUCUUCAAGGGCUACUGGAAAAAGCCAGAAGCUACCGCGGCUACUCUUCAUGUCGAUCCAGAUGGCACCCGUUGGCUGAAAACCGGCGACGUUGGGUUUGUGGAGAAAUACGAGCCGGGUGGACUGCUUCACAUCGUCGACCGCAUUAAGGAGCUCAUCAAAGUGAAGGGUAAUCAAGUAGCACCGGCCGAACUCGAGGGCGUAUUACUCGAAAACAGAGGUGUCCGCGACGUCGCUGUCGUCGGCGUUACGAUCAACGGCGAGGAAGUGCCACGUGCAUACAUUGUGCCAGACCCCGAGGCGAAACAGACGGAGCAGGAAAUUGCCAAGUGGAUGGAAUCUAAGGUUAUCAACUACAAGCGGCUACGAGGCGGUGUAAAGUUUGUCGAGGCUAUUCCCAAGAAUCCGUCCGGCAAGAUCCUUCGAAAAAUACUGAGAGACCAAGCAGCGGACGAAGUUGGUGAUAGCAAACCAGGAAUGGCGAAGUUAGCCUAAAGCUGAGCAUGCGUAAUAGCGAAGAUAUUAAGUUGUUUUUUCUUAGAGAUGCAUAUAAGAGUGUAAAAGGGAUUCAAUGCUGUGUAUAUGGAUCCCUCUGGGUUUAACAGAUUCACGAUAUCUAAGAAACUCAUGAGGUAUAUUAUGAGAAGCUGCUUCUCCCAGCGCAGCCGUAGGGGCGCAUUGGACCAAUGCAUGCUCCUUACGAUUUUAUACAUAGGUACCUAGGUAUUUAAUUCAAUGCGCAGAAUUUGAACUGCUA